Messenger RNA from Micropterus dolomieu (smallmouth bass), 2722 nucleotides. RefSeq names its product peripheral myelin protein 22b (gene pmp22b). The transcript has 5 exons. Lineage: Eukaryota; Metazoa; Chordata; Actinopteri; Centrarchiformes; Centrarchidae. Gene Ontology annotation, cellular component: plasma membrane. The coding region runs from base 149 to 622 and encodes 157 amino acids. The record is from RefSeq and is a predicted model, not a curated record.
CCCUGGCAUCAAUCUAGUCUGAGAGCCACUUUUAGCACUGAGGGACUACCGCUGUUGGACUCGUUUUGGAAAACUUGAUUUUGCUUCUUGCAAGCCUGAACCUUAUUUUGUGGAAUUACAAGCUCCCCGCUCUAAAUCGUCUGAAAAGAUGCUGCUCCUACUACUGGGAAUCAUCCUCCUGCACAUCGCUGGUCUGGUUCUCUUGUUUGUGUCAACAAUAGUCAGCGUAUGGACAUCAGGUGAAACUAGCACCUCAGACCUCUGGAUAAACUGCUCUACUGCCAAUGGAGGAUACCACUGUGAACCAGCAUCAUCUGGAGUGUGGAUUCAAGCGGUCCAGGCUCUCAUGAUUCUAUCCAUCAUCUUCAGCUGCCUGUCUCUCUUCCUCUUCUUCUGCCAGCUCUUCACUUUGCAGAAGGGUGGACGCUUCUUCCUCACUGGAACCUUCCAGAUCCUUGCCAGUUUGUUUGUGAUGAGCGGAGCCAUCAUCUACACAGUGAUGAGUCCGGAUUGGGUGCCGGAGACAGUCUUCUUCGGCUACUCCUACAUCCUGGCGUGGGUGGCCUUCCCUUUGGCGCUGAUCAGCGGACUCAUCUAUGUCAUCUUGAGGAAGCGAGAAUGAGCCAUCACUCCAUCCCAGUGUUCCCAGUAACCCCCUGUCCAAAUGCAAGUGUCAUCAGUGCUCCUCUGAAGUUUAAGUUCUGAUGCCUGAGUACCAAUGGCCACUGGAGCCACCGGCCAAUACAUCCAGAUCACAGCAAGGGGGGGUAAUACCAAACAUCAACAUGUAAACCAACACAAAAACAACCAAUACUGUCUCAGUUAAAAGAUGUAUAUAGUAUCUAUGGUUUAAAACCUAUUUAUAACACUUUUUACAUAUAUGUACAUAGUUUUGUGUUGCUCUGUCAACAGAUGAGCUUUGUUUCAGCUGAUUAAGUGCCUUGUUUGUUUGUUUGUAAUGAAGAAAUAAUUAGAUGCUAUUUUGUUGUGUAUGUAUGUAUUUUUGUUGCCUUUUUCUGUUUUGCUAAUUGCCAAAGAAUUAGUAAAAAAGUUUCUUGAAGUAUAUUAACCAAACUGCAUGUAUAGAAAUAGAAAGGUUAGAUGAAGAAGAUUUUUUGGAUGGGCUUGCUUCACAAAAAGAGUGGUAACAUCCAUGGACGUAGCAUAGCCAUGAAAUAUAGAUUUGGUCUUUUUCUAAUUGUGAAUUUGCAAGUUUCAGUGUUUUUAAUUUCAGAAUUUUUCUAUUUCUUAUUUUCAACAAAAGAUGGUGCUAUGUAUUUAUCAUUCCUAUUACUGAAAGCAACAGAGUUACUUUGUUAAUGUUUAGAGUCAAACAUCUUGCCAUGAAUUUAAGUGAGAAUCAGACAGAGGUACACUUGUACAUACAGUGCCUGACUGCUUCUAUAGGGAACACAGCCUAUUUCACAUUGCAGUGUCAGAUUUUUUUCAUCAGCUACUGUAAAACAAAAUAAUAAUAAUUGAGUUUGGGGUGGUGUAUCAAGUCACUUGGAAUGUCAGUAUUAUUCUGUGAGCUUGUGAGGAGUUGGAUCACAGUGAAAUUACUUUAUAUAAGCUUUAUAUUCGGUCUGUUUGCUUUACUUUUCCCUCAUUCUGAUGUUUGUGUUCACCUGGUGUGUAUGGCCGAUAAAGUCUCAAGAAGCCAAAUUGCCUAUUUAGUAGAAUACCAUAAAACAAAUUAAAACAAUGGGGCAUAAUAGCCUAAGAAAAUAAAUAUACAUCUAACGUUAUUAGAAACAAUUGUCACAGAGUUGAAGCCAUAUAAGAAAAUACCAGAUUGUAGGAAAAACAUAUUUAAUAUUAACUCUAUAUGUGAGGAAAAGGACAGAGAGGUUUGCAGUGAUGAUUCAAACGUCUGUUUCACAUACUUGAAGUUUUACAUGCUGCAGUCUCUGCCCACUGGCGCCUAGAUGGUUUUUUCUUCUACUAUAUAAAACACUGUUUAUAUGUUGUGCAUAACAGAUGUUGAUGUUGAUGUUGCUCUAGCCUAAAACAUUCACUUACUCAAUAAAACUACUCUCACAUUAUCUAAUACUGUGUAUUCCACUGAUACAAGGGACUGGAUUCAUGCUAACACUUAAUGCAUGUUGAGCUAGAAACUACAUAAAGCAGAAUUUCAAGUAAUUUCCUAGGCUGGUUAUGCUGUCUGCCUGUAAACUCUGAAACACACUGCUGUGCUCUACCUUACAGUGAUCAUUCUCCGGUGGAUUAAAUAAGCUGCCUUGUGCAUGUGGUUGCAAAUACUGUGACUUGUGUUGCACACACUGGGGCAAAGGCACGGCAGGUUGCACCCAAUGCCAGUUAUUCAAAACAUGCAGCUAGUGUUUCAGUGUCAACAUUGUCACUCAUAGCAUCAGAAAUUAGAGGACUUGGACGUGUCUUGUACACUGUAAGCAAGGGUCUGUCCUCCAACUGACAUCUCCUGUGAGAUACUGUAGCCUUCCAAAAUAGAGCUAUGUUGUGGUGGAUUAAAGUAUUUAAUUCUGAGCUUACACUACGUAGUCUGCUGUAGUUUUUCACAUGAUGUUCAUUAUUGGGUUCAGUUAGAAGAGAUUGCCUCUAAUGACAACUGCCCUUUCAUUUUGUGUAAAACGACAAUAAGUUCAAUUGUCCAUGCCAUGUUUACACCUAAACUUCCAAAUGCUCUUGAUACUACCAAAGCUAUUUGAGUUUAAUCAUUAAAGGAUGUUUCUUACCACCACGA